Molecule: messenger RNA, 1048 nt
Organism: Aegilops tauschii subsp. strangulata
Lineage: Eukaryota; Viridiplantae; Streptophyta; Magnoliopsida; Poales; Poaceae
Biological process (GO): defense response to other organism
Cellular component (GO): plasma membrane; plasmodesma
Source: RefSeq, a predicted model, not a curated record
GAGCGAUUGCCAUGUCCGCUCUUGAGUACUGUAUUUCCGGAUAAAAUACUGAGACUAGCUAGCAGGGUAAGAACAAAGACCACAACUGUAUUUUAGUUCCUCCCAGUCCAUAAGUACCCCACACAGACUCAGAGUUCAAAUUACGAAGUCAAUGCCAGCAAGCUCCAACUUCCUCCUCCCUCCAACACCCUCCGGCUCCAAGAUCUGAAUCAAGAAACCCGCCGGCGAUGGGGCUCUGCGACUGCCUGGGCGAGUGCUGGGAAGACUGCAAGUGGGUAUUAGCGUGCAUCGCCGCCGUCGCCGCUGUCAUCGUCAUCGUCGUCAUGGUCGCCGCCUACAGCUUCGCCGUCCAGCCAUCCAUCACCGUCGAGGACGCCUCGCUGACCAGGUUCGCGCUGGCGACCUCCCCGGUGACCUCGCUCGGGUACAACCUCUCCCUGAAGCUCGUCGUCCGCAACCGCAACUGGGCGACGACCAUGAAGAACACGGAGCCGCUGGAGGCGGCGUACAAGUUCGACGGCCAGCAGUUCGAGCGCGUGCAGGUCGCCGACAAGGGCGACAAGCACGGCCCCAGGAAGACCCGGGUGUACCGCCUCGACUCUGGCUCGGACAGCGCCUACGCGGCGCUGGGCAACGCCGGCGUCGCCGCGUACAAGGACCAGAACAAGACGGGGGAGUUCGAGCUGGAGGUGGCGGUCACCGGCGAGGUGCGGUACACGCUGCAGCUGAAGAAGAACAAGCUGGCGGGGACCUGCAAGCUCAAGCUGAAGCUCGACUCGCCGUCGACGGCCUCCGUUGUGUUCGAGAGGGUGAAAUGCAAGCUCGAGAAGGAGAAGAAGGACAAGGAGUAGUUAAUUUUCUAGCUACUGUGUACUGUAUGGUUUUCAUCCAAAGUUCCAAGCAAUCUCUGGCGGCCGGUUGCCAACUUGCCAUAUCGAGUAGUUGUAGUACUUCUCAAUUAUUUCAUUCCUUCCUUAUCCUUAAAAAGAUUUUUGAUGGUGAAUCUUGGUUGCUAUUAUUUGAAAUUUGCAUGUGCUAUGUUUCCUCA